AAGGAAAAAAACCGGAAGAUCAGUGUUGACGACAAAGAGGCAAGCCUGGAACACCGUGGGCCAGUUAUAGCACAGUGCCAUUCAGGAAGCGAUGUUGUUGUGACGGAAACUGUUGGAUUUGUGCAUUGAACGAGUGUUGUUUCCAUUUUGGAAAUUUCUGCAAAAAUGAAGCGUAACCAAAUGCCACGCCAGAAGUCGCUGGUUGGACCAGACAUUCAAAAUCCGUUUGUGCAUAAGAUGCAUUUCACUUUCCUGGACAAGUUGCAGGUGGUGCUGAUGUCCAUUACAAUCGCCCCUAUUCGCCUCAUAUUGGUUAUACUUCUCUUGUUGAUGGUUUGGCCUAUUGUGACCUUGGCCGUUGCUUUUCGUUCAGAAGAGGAUAAAACAAAACCUUUGUCAGGCUGGCGCACGUUUGCGGGCCGGCCUCUGGUGGUGGUGGGCCGCAUGAUGUUCUGGCUGAUGGGUUUCGUGUGGGUUCGAACCACGAAUGCCCGCGCCCCGGCCAGUGAGGCGCCUCUCCUGGUGGUGGCACACCACACCAGCUUCUUCGACAUCCUCCUCUUCUUUACGGAGUUCCCCCUGGCCAGCCCUGUAUCUCGUCUGGAGAACGCCGGCGUUCCUCUCAUCGGAACUCUGAUUGAGUUCUCCCAGCCCGUCCUGGUCAAGAGGGAGGACCCCAACUCGCGGGUCAACACCAUCAAGGAGAUCCAGCGCCGAGGUCAGUCUGGCGGUCAGUGGCCACAGAUCAUCAUCUUCCCAGAGGGAACCUGCACCAACCGCACCUGCCUCAUCUCCUUCAAACAAGGUGCCUUCUACCCUGGAGUACCGGUACAGCCAGUGUGUGUCAAAUAUCCCAACAGACUGGACACCAUCACCUGGACAUGGGAGGGACCUGGAGCGUUUACUCAGCUUUGGCUGACCCUGUGCCAGUUCUACACCCGCAUUGAGAUUGAGUAUCUUCCUGUGUACACCCCUAGUGAAGAGGAAAAGGCUGACCCCAAAUUGUUUGCGAAUAACGUGAGAACUUUGAUGGCAGAAUCCCUGAAGUGCCCAGUGACAGACCACACCUACGACGACUGCCGCCUCAUGACAACAGCUCAGAAGCUCAAGCUGCCAGCGCACGCCGGUCUGGUGGAGUUUGAGAAACUUCACUCCAAACUAGGCGUAAACUUUGACAAGAUGCAAGACUUGCUGGUCAAGUUCAAGGACAUCAAAGGCGCGGUGUGGCGGAAAGGGAGCGCAAACAUUACCUUUGAGGAGUUCAGCCGGUAUCUGCUGCUACCCAAAUCUGACGCCCUUCAGCAAGUGUUUGAUCUGUACGACAGGGACGGGUCUGGAACCAUCGACUUCCGCGAGUACGUCAUUGGAUUGUCUCUCAUCUCUGAGCCGGCCAACAAUGACGAAACCAUCCAACUGGCAUUUCAGCUGUUUGACACAGAGAACAAAGGGCACAUCACUCCGGAGGAGCUGCAGCACAUUCUGACGGGAGCCUUCAACAUCUCCGACACAGAUGCCGAGCGAUUAUUUGAGGAAGUCGACGUCACGGGGGAUGGAAAGAUCACCAUAGAUGAGUUCAAAACGUACGCGGAGAAGAAGCCCGAGUACGCCAAGGUGUUCAUCACGUACCAGGAGCUGAAGCAACAACAGGAGCAGCAACCGCUGGGGAGGAAGGAGUGUUUCAGCAGUGACCACAGCGGAGAGUUUGACCAGUGGAGCAUGCAGGUGGAGCAGCUGAGCUCCAAGAAGCUCCAGUGACCUCCUCACUUGUGUUGCUUUUGGCUUUGGGAAGCUCGGAGUUAGCCACGUUCCACCAGAGGAGAAAAUCCAGUGAGGGGUUGUGAAGAAAGGAGAGUGGGAGGUGACCGGUGGUCAAGCUGUUCUGUAUAGGCCGGACUGGCUGGCACUUGCUCAAUCACAUCGGGGGACACUUUGUGGUGGUUGUUGGUUCAUGGACGAGACGUUUCCGGAUCACACACACACACACACACACACACACACAUUCAUGCACUGUAACACACACACACAUGCUCGCGUGCUCACACUUGCUCGCACAAAAUUGUCUGAAAUGGUAACUUAUUGUCAAGGAGAAAGUGGUUGUUCUAGAUAGGUGGUCCUCUUGGCCAGUGUCAUUAUAACAUAGAAAAAAACUCAAAGAAAGAAGCUGGAAGUGGUCAUUUGUACAGGUGAUUGUCUUGAACAGGUGGCUGUUAGAGAGCACGUUUGAUUGUACUAUAUUCAUAUAUUUGCUUUAGUUUGGGGUUUACAAACACCAGCAAAAGCAGCAAUGACAAGUGAAAGAUUUCUCUCAUGUGUUCCCCGGCCAUAAUUCUCCACCGCCAGAUGGCGUGUCAUUGCGAGCAAUAUGAGUAUGCUGCCAAGGGGUGGGUGGGGGGUUGGUGAAGCGGGGAAGGGUGGUUUGGUGAAAAGAGGGGGGGGGGGGGGGUGAUGAGAAAAUCUCUUUUUAUCUGUGCAUGUUUUGAACAGUUGAAAGCAAUAUCAACUUCAUGAUGAAAGUUAUUAUGAGAGUUAUGAUGAAUACAUAAUGUUAUUGCUCUUUUCAUAUAUAUAUGCUUGUGAUGUAUGUGGUUGUUAUGAUGAGUUAAUAUUUGUUCUUUUCCUACCGACUGUUCAAUGUAAGAGUCUGUCAUACGUCACUUUUCAAGAUGGCCUAUGGCAGAGUCUCACAAUUAAAAGUCGAUAUGCUUGUGAUGUAUGUAUUUGUGAAAGUGGGUGAGUUGGCUGGUAAGGGCGUGUGUUGGGAUGGUGCUCAAAGAAAAUUGAAAACACACGGUUUGCUUUGUCUGUAGUAGUUUGUGGUGCGAUGGGUGGAGUGGUGCUAGAUACUGGGUGCUGAGAGGCGAGAUGUGCUGUAUAGAUGAUGGAGUGUGUUUGUGUGUGUGUGUGUGUGUGUUUGCACUAUGUAGCUAAUUAUGUGUGUGUUUAUGUAUGUGUGUGUUUAUGAAUGUGUAAAUUGAGCUGUGUUCGGUUUUCACUGAAAUGUCUGCCACUUUUGUGAUUCUAAAUAUCCUUGCAGAAUCUCCAAACAAUUCCUACCUACCAAUUUUAUGUUGCCAUGGCAACGUGGUUUCAAAUAUCCAUGUGGAAUCUCCAAGCCUCAGCAAUACAGACCACGUUUAUGUUGCCAUGGCAACGUGGUAUCAAAUAUCCUUGUGGAAUCUCCAAACAAUUCCUACCUCCCACUUUUGUGUUGCCAUGGCAACUUGCUGUCAAAUCCUUGUGGAAUCUCCCAAUAAUCUUCACCCUGUAAGCAGAUUCACAAACUUUUAAACGGAUGAACUUGAAUAUAGUUGAUGUUGCAUAUACUCACACACACACACACACGCACAGAGACAUGCACAUCAUGGAUGAGGUAUGUGUGGAGGAAAGAGAGCCAAGAUGUGUCAGGGAAAUUUCCCUUGUGGUGACUCAUGAGAUAGCAGCGCAACUGUCCUAACUCAGGUUUUCCUAAUUUUACAAGAGGAACAAAACUAAUUUUUCACCAAGAUGUCCAUUAACAAUAUCUGGAAUUCACAAUUUAAUGCUAGUGUAUUUUUCACAAAAUAAUGGCAUGACUUUGAGAUUUAUACUAUACAGGGCAUGCGCCCAUUCCCAGUGUCUUGGGAAUAUGUAUCCAAAAUUGAUUUUCGGCAAAAUUGCGAGUUACGACACUUGAGUCACUGCCAAGCUCAUUGUCUGCUCUAUGUGCGAGUACUUAACUGGUCACCUGCACAUACCUCCUAUUUUUGCCACCAAUGAUUUUGUGAGAGGUAUUGCCACAUGCUUUAACUUUGGUACAUGCUACGUAUUUAUCCAAGUGUUUUCCAUGUCUCGAAUAAUCUGCUUGUUUACUUGGACUAUUGUUUUUUCUUAAAAGCUGCAUGUGUUCUUCAUGUAUAUCUAUUGUUUUGUUCUUGUUUGUAUUUUUGUGUAACAGACAUAUAUAUCACUUUAAGAUGAAAUGAGUUGAGACUCAAAAAGAUGCGAUGAGAUAAAUGCACCAUGUCCGUAAAGUAUUUCUAUUUUUAGGUCAAGGUACUGAGUGUGUUAAGGAGAAGUGUGUUGGACAGUGUGUCAUAUUGGCGUGUUCUGUUGGUGUGUCCUGUCAGAUGUCAUAUCGGUGUGUCAUGAGAGUGUGUCAUGUUGGUGUGUCAUGUCAGUGUGUUGGUUGUGACCUCCUAGUGCCUCAAAGCUUUGCCCUGUUCCUUCUCUAUGCAUCCUCAGCACACUGACGGACACACUGACUGACACACUGACCUUGACAUUUGAAUAGAGUUACUCAGUUACUGGCUUCAGGUUAUGUGAGAGAUGGAGGAGAGAGAGAGACAAAA
This is a messenger RNA of Aplysia californica (California sea hare), 4328 nucleotides long. Its product is annotated as lysophosphatidylcholine acyltransferase 2. Lineage: Eukaryota; Metazoa; Mollusca; Gastropoda; Aplysiida; Aplysiidae. The record is from RefSeq and is a predicted model, not a curated record. The transcript has 14 exons. The coding region runs from base 166 to 1755 and encodes 529 amino acids. Gene Ontology annotation, molecular function: calcium ion binding.